This is a messenger RNA of Scaptodrosophila lebanonensis, 552 nucleotides long. RefSeq lists its product as uncharacterized. Bases 123 to 296 code for a protein of 57 amino acids. NCBI's taxonomy places the organism in Eukaryota, Metazoa, Arthropoda, Insecta, Diptera, Drosophilidae. The transcript has 2 exons. The record is from RefSeq and is a predicted model, not a curated record.
CAGCCAACAAGUCCAUUAUAAUAUUAUUCUGCCUGGUUUUCCUUUGCAUCCUUUCGGUGGUGACAUGUAAGUCAGGCCCCAAUAUAUUGCCAGCAAGCGGUUGUGUACACGAGGGGAUAACUAUGAAGAUUGGCAGCGCCCAUAGGCCACUGGACAAGUGUAUACAGUACAGCUGUGUUAAAAAGGGGGUUAUCAAUGCAAAGAUAUGCCCCUUGGCGGCUGCCAAGCAGAACUGCACAAUUAUAGAAGAUGUGACGCAACCAUUUCCGAAGUGUUGUGCCACCUUGGAGUGUUGAAAAGCGUAAAAAUAUAGUACAGUUCCAUUGCAAGAUCUUAUAUUUCUAAGAGAAGUAGACCUCAUAGAGGAUGCGUGAUAACCCAUUUUUAUUUAUUUGUGUGUUGUAAAAUGAGACUUAAGGGUUUGAGAUAAAAGAAUCAACUUUUAUUAAAUCAAAACAAUAUUAAAUGCAUAAUAAAUCAUAUUAAGAAAAUAAUAGUAAUUUAAGCAUAAAUCUGAAUAUCUGUACGUUCAUUAAAGAAAGAAUUCAUCAA